UUGCCAAAGCCAGGCAUCUUGGUUCUCCAUAGGGUAAGCUCAUAGAGGCAUACAGUUCCUGGCAAAAACUAUGAAUUGGAGGUGCUCAUGGAAAAUGGAUCCUGUGCUACUCUUGGUCCUCCUCUUCCUCCUGCUUCUGGGACCCUCCCAUUCCCAGUCUCCCUGUGAGACUCAAAAAGGGGCUAGCAAGAUGGAAACUAACUGUGAAUCCCUUGGUCUGAAGUCUGUACCACUAAAGCUAUCCCCAGACACUGCCAUCCUCUUCCUUCAGAAUAAUGGCCUGAAAUCCUUCUCCACUUCUUCUCUCAGUUUUCUAACCCAACUCACUGAACUCUACAUAGCUAAAAAUAAUAUGAGUGUCCUGAUAGCAGAUGGGAAGCUUCCACUCCUCUCAAUCCUGGAUCUCUCUGAUAAUUGCCUAAAGACCCUGCCUUCACUAGGGCAUUUCCUCCCUUCUCUUACCUCUCUUGAUCUCUCCAGAAAUGCCCUAGAGUCCCUGUCUCCAGGUCUCCUGGCUGGCCUGAAUUCGUUAGAGAACCUCUACCUUGGAGGCAACAAGCUGAGGAGUCUGCCCCCAGACUUUCUGAAAGCAGCAUUCAAACUCCAGAAGCUGGAUCUAGCAAAAAAUCGCCUGGAACAUCUAUCAGUCGACCUGUUGGCAGACCUCGGCAAUCUAAACACCCUCUUCCUACAGGAUAACCAGCUCUCUGUCCUUCCUUUUGGCUUCUUCAAGGAUCAUCUCCUACCUUACGUCUUCCUCCAUUCCAAUCCGUGGAACUGUAACUGUGAACUUCAAUAUCUACGUCACUGGCUACUGGAAAAUCAGGGUAAUGUCUACCUUUGGAAGGAAGGUGUGGAUGUCAAAGUCAUGACUCCAGAUGUGAAGAGUGUCCAGUGUGAGGUUCCAAAGGGAACACCUGUCUACAGUUUCUCUGCAAAUUGUCCCAUCACUGGGGAUGAAGAUUAUGACAGCUACUAUGGGCAAGAUGAGGUAACUGUGCAAGGGGUCUUAAAUUCUGAAACUACUACUAUUCCAACCACCAUAUCUCUGGAGCAUUCCACAGUCCUUAGUAGCUCAAAACUCACCACGACAGAACUCACCACUUUCCCAAUAACCCCAGAAAAAAACACAUUCCCAACUACCAGAAAGUCCAUCAUAUUCCUUAACAGCCCAGAAACAACUGGGCUCCCAACUAUGUCGGAACUUACUAGGUUCCUGAACUCAGAAGUUACUACAUUUCACAUCACUCCAGAAAAUACCAUACUCCCAACUACCCAAGGGGUCGUCACAUUCCUCAACAGCUCAGAAACUACUACUAUGUUCCCAACAAUGCCAAAACUCACUAGAUUUCUGAUCUCCCCAAAAGGUACCACACUUCAGCUCACCCCAGAAAAUGCCAUAUUCCCACCUACCAGAUCCACCAUAUUCCCUAACAGCCCAGAAACUACUCAGUUCCCAACAAUGCCAAAACUCACUAGGCUCCUGAUCUCCCCAGAAGCUACCACAUUGCAGAUCACCCCAGAACCCACUGCAUUUUCAGAGAAUCUGGAAACAACUAGGUUCCAGACUUCUCCAGAAACCACCACAUUUCCAGUAACCGCAGAAACUACCAUGUUGCAAAUAACCUCAGAAUUUGUCACAUUUCCAAUCAUAGAUUCCAUUGUAGAUCCUUCUAUGUCUGUUACCCCCCCCAGUCUUUUUUCAACUUUAAUCCUCCCAAAAUCCAACAUUCUGCCACCAAAUGAAGCUGUGACUCUAGGAAGCUUAGGUGAUCCUAGCAAUUCCUCCUCCCCCAUUUCCAUCUCCUGCUGCCUUCUGUCUCUGAGAUUCUACAUCUUUGGAACAGCUUGGGUUCUUGUCUCUUCCAUUGUUCUCAUUCUCUUCUUAGCUCUAGCUCAGCCCCCACUUCAUCUGCUAAGGACCCGUACCUUUAUGGAGGACAUCCCCAAUCCAAGGGCCACUGUCCACCUCGAACUCCCUAAGGGGAAGGAAGUGAUAGUCCAUAGAGCUUGGCUUCUCUUUCUUGGAGGAUCAAUACCUUCCUUCCGCACUAGACUCUUUCUGUGGGUACGGUCCAAUGGCAGAGUGGGACCUCUAACUCUGAAGAGGAAGCCAUCUGCCAUAAGCCUGGGUCGAGGAGAAGACUUGCUGGGGUCCGUUAGCAUCAGGUAUUCAGGCCACAGCCUCUGAGCCACAUAGCCACCUAUAAACAUGCUCAGGUUCCUAGACAGAACCUAGGUUCUGAAUGACUUGGGAAAGAUCAGUGUAGAUAUGACAGGUUCUUCUGAAAUCUAGGGGCAGAGUCUGAAUCCACAAUAAAAAUUUCUUCUAGUAAUCAGUUCUUAUUGUAUACAUUGGGUGGGGAUGAGGGGGAAGAAAUUGAGGGGUGAGGUAUGCUGGUAGAGGUUUAUUUUGCCACCUUCCUCUCCCUCACCAUAAAUUUUGAUUUUGAAGUGGUGGUGGGACACUUAAGAAAUAUCUUGAAAAACAGUUGGAGG
Sarcophilus harrisii (Tasmanian devil) is the source of this 2499-nucleotide messenger RNA. RefSeq names its product glycoprotein Ib platelet subunit alpha (gene GP1BA). NCBI's taxonomy places the organism in Eukaryota, Metazoa, Chordata, Mammalia, Dasyuromorphia, Dasyuridae. The record is from RefSeq and is a predicted model, not a curated record. The coding region runs from base 71 to 2191 and encodes 706 amino acids. Gene Ontology annotation, molecular function: protein binding. The transcript is spliced from 2 exons.